Molecule: messenger RNA, 5547 nt
Organism: Salarias fasciatus (jewelled blenny)
Lineage: Eukaryota; Metazoa; Chordata; Actinopteri; Blenniiformes; Blenniidae
Exons: 5
Coding region: 1-5547 (1848 amino acids)
Biological process (GO): telomere maintenance; DNA repair
Molecular function (GO): DNA helicase activity
Source: RefSeq, a predicted model, not a curated record
AUGUGUGCCAACACGUCUGCCAUCAUCUGCGAAAACGGACGGUUUGCUGUGGUGGACAGCCAUCCACGGAGUGGUGUUGGCUUGUUCGACCCCAGAGGCACCAGCGUGCUUCUGCAGUUUGCAGAUCUUCAGGACCUGGAACACUACAUCUGUCAGUUGUUUGACAGCCUCAGUUCAGGGUCAGGCGAGCCGUACUUUGAGCUGUGUGGUAUUGAUAUUGGUGGGGGUUCAGGUCCAGCCCUGUCUGGUGGUCUUCUGGAGAGUCACGUCACUGAGCCGAGUUCUGCUCCAGCACCAGAGUCUCCUGAGGCAUCUGCGAGCAGAACACCGGCUGAGGCUCCUGCAGGCUCUUGUGUGUCUGAGAGUGAUGUUGGUGUUGCUGCCAGUCCAGCACUGUCUGGUGUUUCUGUGGAGAGUCACGUCACUGUGAUGAGUUCUUCUCCACCACCACAGUCCCCUGAGGUCACUGAGUCCAGGACUGUGGCUGAGGCUCCUGUAGGUACUUGUGUCUUUGAGAGUGAUGUAGGUACUUGUGUCUUUGAGAGUGAUGUUGCUGCCAGUCCAGCACCGUCCGAAGUUUCUGCGGAGAGUCACGUCACUGAGAUGAGUUCUGCUCCAGCACCACAGUCCCCUGAGGUCACUGAGUGCAGGACUGUGGCUCAGGCUCCUGUAGGUACUUGUGUCUUUGAGUGUGGUGUUGCUGCCAGUCCAGCACUGUCUGGAGUUUCUGUUCAGACUGUUGCCAGUGUUGUGAGCAGUGGUUCAACUGCAGAAACAACUGUUACUGAUGGCAGGAGGCGUAGGACUUCUCGUUACACUCGUUUGUUAAAGAAAUCAAAGCGCUACGAUGCUCCUGAGCUCAACGCUGAUGUGGAGUUUGUAGCUGCUGUGAGGACUGAGGAGCUGGUCUUCUGUCCUCUUGAUGUUGAUGUUUGUCGGACUUUGUGUAGCAGGUUUGAUGUCGACUUUGAGCGGGUGAGUGCUUCUGCGUCUAGCCAGGUUGGUUCGCUGGGUGUUCCUUGCAGGAAGGAGAAGGUAGUGGCUGAUGGGAACUGCUUCUUCAGAGCCAUCUCUCAGGCUGUGAGUGGCUCUCAGAAGCACCACCGUAAGAUCAGACUGGCUGUCUGUAAACAGCUGGAGAAAGAGGCAGCUCAGUACCAGGGCUUGUUGAGAUCUGAGUUCUCCUCUGUCUCCCAGUACAUUCAGCAGUCUAGGAUGAGGUUUGUGGGUAGUUGGGCCACGGAGGUGGAAAUUCAGGUUACAGCUGACUGGUUAGGAGUUAGUGUGUGUACCUUCACCAACGGACGCUGGUUGAAGUACUGUUGUAACAGGAAGCAGUUGUCGCCGCAGUGUAUUUAUUUGGAGAAUAUUGGUGGGAGUCAUUUUGAGAAUGUUGUCUGUGUUUGUGAGCCUGGACUGCAGAGCUGUUAUGGGUACUGUAAAGUGAGUGAGGUGACCGGCUACAGCACCAGGUUGAGGGUGACGGAGGUUAUAGUUGUAGGCUCAGACAGACUAGGAUAUGAAGGGGAUGCAAGUGUUGUUUCUGAUGAGAACGUAAAUAGUGUUGGUGAUUUUAAAGCCAUUGGUAGGCCGUUGGAGACAAAGUAUCAGAGACAGAAAAUAUGGGGACAGAAAAAAACGAGAGGGCAGAAUGGAGUACAUGGACCAGUCACCUGUGUUCCAGCCAACAUCGUUCAGACGACCACCGUGUUGCCACGGUCGAGUAUGGAAGGCUCUCUGUUACAGGUCAAGCUGAAGAGGAAGUUGACCUACAAGGGACACUAUGAGUAUCAGUUUGUGGAUACUCUCCGUGUCAGGCAGGCGCUAGACUAUUUAAAGAGAACUAAUGUUUAUUAUAAAGACAUUGAGUUCAAUGAGGACUGGGUCAAUGAGUUUAACAGGCAGGAAGAUGAGGAACAGGAAGAGGAUGAGUCAGGCAGUGAGGAUGAGGCAGUGAAGGAGAAGGGUGAUGUUCAGGUUGUUGUAGAGGGCGAGGCGGCCCAUCAGGAAGGUGAUCUGCGCUGGCAGAACCUUCUGACCAGCAUUCUGAAACAGGAAGGCAGAGUGCAGACGGUGGAGGAUUUGGAGUGGGCAGACAGAAUCAUCGAUCAUUUCUACCGCGUUGAGUUUCAGCAGCGCGGUUCUCCUCAUGUUCACUGCUUGUUCUGGAUCGAGGGCGCUCCUAAAAUUGACCAGAACACAGAUGAGGAGGUGGUCGAGUUUAUUGAUAAGUAUGUAACGUGUGAGCUGCCCUCAGAUGACGACGCGUUAUUGGAUAUUGUGUCGUCGGUUCAAACACAUUCCAAACGACACUCAAAGUCUUGUCGGAAGAACAAAACAACGUGUCGUUUCCAUUUUCCAAAACCUGCUACUACGCGUACAUUCCUCUGUAAGAUGAAGGAAUGUCGCUGUGACAAACAGAAGCUGAAGGAGGCCCAGAAGAAUCCUGAUUCAGAGAACAAGCUGGUCUGUAAGUGCUUUGAGAAGGAUAACCCGAUGAAGAAGGAGGUCGCAAAGGAGAUUUUGGCAUCUGUGAGCAAAGCUAUCAGGGAGGAGGAGCCAUUUGAUAGUGUAGAGGAGUUGUUUGCCAGUCGACACAUCAACCAGGAUAUCUUUGAAACGGCCUACAGGAGGUUAGAGAAGAAGACCAAGGUUGUUUAUAGGAGAGGCUUGAAGGAGGUGUGGGUAAACCAGUAUAGCAAGAAGUUGUUGAAGUGCUGGAACGCUAACAUGGACCUUAGCUUUGUCACCGACGCCUAUGCCGUAAUUGUUUACAUCAUUUCCUAUAUUACGAAAGCAGAGAGAGAAAUUGGCCUACUAUUGAACAACGCCCAAAAAGAAGCAAACAAAGAAGGAAAUCUCUCUGCUCGAGAAGCCCUGAAGAAGCUGGGCAGUGUAUAUUUACACAACAGGGACGUUUGUGCCCAGGAGGCGGUGUAUAGGCUAACCAACAUGCACCUGAAGGAGUGUUCCAGGAAGGUGGUGUUUGUUCCAACAGGGGACAACAUCGUGAGGAUGAGUUUACCCCUCCAUGUCCUGAAGGAGAGGGCGUCAUCACAUGAUCUGAGCUCAGAUGACAUGUGGAUGACCAGCAUAGUGGACAGGUACAGGAACAGGCCUGAUGGUGGUGAGUUUGACAACAUGUGUAUUGCCACGUUUGCCUCGGAGUAUCGUGUUCUCACCAGGAAUGAAAUUUCUCCAAACAGAAUCGAGUUGAAGAACAAACUGGGCUUCAUCUUGAGGAGAACACGGUCUCAGUUUGCAGUUGUCCGCUACAUGCGUUUCAACUUGGACAAACAACGGGAGGCUUAUUUUCAGGGUGUGCUGCAGUUGUUCCUUCCUUAUAGAAGUGACUCAGAGCUCAAGCCCGAGGGCUUCCAGCUCUUUGAACAGUUCUAUAACGACGGUGAGGUGACGUUUGGCGACGGCUCCGUCCAUAGAGUCAAGGUGGUGGUGGAUGAGAACAGGGCCCGGUUUGAGAUCGAUCCUGAGAACCUGGAGCGUGCUGAGGAGAUCGCACACCAUGUCCACGGCCUUGAGGAAGAUGCUUGGGGGGACCUGUGUCCUGAACAGGAACUGGAACGUGCUGAGUGUGCUGAGGAGUUGAGAGAGCAACAGGCAACAGAGAUAGCAGAUGAGCAGUUAGUGGAGGGUCUGGAGAACGUUCCAGAUCUGCAGGAACGCGGCCGACAGGUGGCCCAGUUAGAGAGAAACAGGCUGGUGUUGUCUCGUGCUGAGGGCUUAGCUCUAGUUAGGUCUCUGAAUGAGACACAGCGGGCUGUUUUCUACCAGGUGAGGCAGUGGUGUCUGCAGAAGAUCAAGCAGACUGGAGACUUUUCCCCGUUCGGUAAUGUUAGUGUGAUCGCUGUGGGAGACUUCUACCAGUUGCCUCCUGUCAAAGGGAAGCCUCUGUAUAGCAGUCAGGUGGGUGUGGACCUGUGGUGCCACUUCAGUGUGGUGCAGCUGACCACAGUGGUGAGACAGAAGGACAGCGUGUUUGCCGAGUUGCUCAACAGGUUGAGAGUGCGUUCCAGAGACACCCCCAUGUUGGAGAGUGACGUCCACAUCCUGAAGAGCUGUGAGACGGGCGAGGAGAGCUCAGCCUUGCACAUUUUCCCCACCAACCGUAAAGUCAAUGAGCACAACUUGAAGCAGCUGUGUCGGACGUGUCCCGAUCCUGUGACCAUUGAAGCUCAGGACUUCAUGAACAACAGGAGCACGGGGAAGCUGGAGUUGAUGGCGGGGCAUCACAGUGCGGCGUUGGACACGUCCUUAGAGGAGACUCUGAGUCUGGGUCCAGACGCCCGUGUGAUGCUGUGUAAGAAUGUGGACGUGGAAGACGGUCUGGUCAACGGAGCAUGUGGCACAGUCACUCAUAUCCAGUUGAGACAGGGUGACAACUUUCCUCAGACAGUUUAUGUCAAAUUUGACGAUGAGAAAAUUGGCUCCCAGAGGAGGAAGAAGCGCUCACAUGCUCCAGUGGCCUGCCGGCUCUCUACUGCCAUCGAUCCGGUGGAGGAGAAGGCCACCAAGCGUGGAGGUUUGCGUCGCCAGUUCCCUCUGAAGUUGGCCUGGGCGUGUACCGUCCACAAGGUGCAGGGCCUGACGGUGGACCGGGCCGUGGUGUGUUUGGAGAAGGUGUUUGCGCCUGGCCAGGCCUACGUAGCUCUGAGUCGUGUGAGGGAUUUGUCUGGACUGAUCAUCAUGAACUUUAAAGAGAAGUCCAUUUACUGCAAGGACACCAUCAAGGAGGCUUUGGACAGGAUGCCUCCAUUUUUGAUUGAGCAGCCACAACCUUCAUUAGACACGCCCACUCUGUCGGUGUUUCUAAUGAACGUUCAAAAUUUAAGUCGCCACCUGGUGGAUUUGGUGUCCUGCACACAGCAUUUGCAGCCUACCUGCAUUGCUGUCACAGAGACAUGGCUCACUGCACAGUCCUCACUGGACGGCGUCCAGAUUGACGGCUACUCUUUCCACAGCCGCCCUCGUGCUCUGUGUUACAGCAGCAGUCAGCCCAAACUGUCAGAGCUGCAGGCUUUAGAACAUGGUGGAGUUGGUUUGUACAGGCCAGCAGAUUCAGACUGUGACAUCCUGCAGGCACCCGAUUUGGAUCUGGAGUGUUUGGUUUGCUUGUGGAACAAAUUCAACAUAGUGAUGGCAGUAAUUUAUCGCCCACCACGUUACCCAAAUUCCCUCUUCAAACAGAACCUGCUGCGGUUGCUGCAUUGGCUUAAUCCAAUCAGAGAGACCAUUGUGGUCAUGGGAGAUUUUAAUGAGAACAUUUUAACGGGUUCGUCAAUUUCCAAAUUAAUGGGAAGCAAAGGAUUUGAUCAGCUGGUGACACAAGCGAGCACAGAGAAGGGGACUCUGAUUGAUCACGUUUAUGUGAGAAGCAGGCAGUUUGCUGUGGAAUGUGCAGUGAUGCCCACGUACUUCAGUGAUCAUGAAGGAAUUCUGUGUAGUUUUAGAGCUAGAGGUGACCAGGGGCAGCUGGAGGAGCUGGACAGGUGGUUUGAGCUGGAUGAUGUGGAGUUAGGGGAUGUUUGA